AUCGAAUUCAACAAUAUCAAAGGAAAGCUCACAAAUUGUGAAAAGAGGUUGGUGUCAAUUGUCGUUACAUGGUUCCCAUAUUACUGCAUCUGUUCUGCACAGAACGAUUGCAACGAUUUUACCUAUACAUUUGAUUAUGUUUGUAUUCUCUGUUUCCCUCUUCUUCUGUUUCUCUUGAAAUUGACAUGUAAUAACUUCCAUCUCCUUCUCCGUCAACUUUCCCUCGUUUCCUAGAUUUAUACGCCUCCUUUUCUUCGCUCGCUGCGCCCUAUAUAACAAGGAUGGCCACUGCUGUAUUCCACCAAACAGCUGGAACUCUUCAAUCCCGCCAGUUUAUCAACAAUUCUGGGGUUAGUGACCUUGGAAACUUUUCAGUUAGGUUGUUUCCUAGAGGAGUCAAGGUUGACAUUAGACUGUCAAAGAGAGGGAAUUAUGGCUCUGUAGAGAGGAAAUUUGGUGUAAUUCAGGCCUCUACCUCUUCAACUCCUGUAUUUGAUCCUGUUUCAUCUCCCUCAAAUGACAACACUCAUGAAUCUCGGAAGAAAUCAAAUGAAGCAGCUUUGAUACUCAUUCGCCAUGGUGAGUCUUUGUGGAAUGAGAAGAACCUCUUCACAGGUUGUGUUGAUGUGCCAUUAACCAAAAAGGGUGUGGAAGAAGCAAUUGAAGCUGGUAAGAGAAUCAGCAAUAUACCUGUCGACCUAAUAUUUACAUCAUCACUGAUUCGCGCACAGAUGACAGCUAUGCUUGCCAUGACUCAGCACCGCCGCAGGAAGGUGCCAAUUAUCAUUCGCAAUGAGAGUGAUCAGGCAAGGACGUGGAGUCAAAUAUACAGUGAAGAUACCAUAAAGCAAUCAAUUCCAGUUAUAGCAGCUUGGCAAUUGAAUGAAAGAAUGUAUGGGGAAUUACAAGGUCUCAAUAAGCAGGAAACAGCAGAUAGAUUUGGGAAGGAAAAGGUUCAUGAAUGGCGCAGGAGUUACGACAUACCUCCACCCAAUGGUGAGAGUCUGGAAAUGUGUGCUCAAAGGGCUGUUGCCUACUUUAAACAAAAUAUCGAACCUCAACUUCUAUCCGGAAAGAAUGUAAUGAUUGCUGCCCAUGGGAAUUCAUUAAGGUCUAUCAUUAUGUAUCUUGACCAAUUAACUUCCCAGGAGGUUAUCAGUUUAGAAUUAUCAACUGGUAUACCAAUGCUUUAUAUUUUCAAAGAGGGUAAGUUCAUUAGGAGGGGAAGUCCUGUGGCCCCAACAGAGGCAGGAGUAUAUGCUUAUACUAGGCGUUUGGCUCUUUACAGGCAGAAGUUAGAUGAGAUGUUGCAUUGAUGCCAUUCAAGGGGCUUUUUUCCAUUGCAUUGCCACAUUCAGCUCUAUCCAUGUUAUAUUUAGGUUUAAGGAGUGAAAAUGCAUUCGUCGAAAAGCUGGUUUGUUGUAGUUACAUAUCUGGACAUAGUUGAAACAUGAAAAGAUUAGCUACGGUUCUUGUGGAUUUUUUUUUUUCUUCUUUUUGAGCGAGUCCCUACCCAUAUCUGUAUUUCAGGUUAGACCCAUAUGUUUGUGUGAGUCUGACCGAUAGCUUGGUUCAAAAUCUUGUAAGAGACAGAAAUUAGAAAAAGUUUCCCCUUUUGUGGUGACGAUAAUGAUUUCAUUCUUGGGUGUUCUUGUAUAGAGGAAAAAUAAACCCAAUGAACACUA
Messenger RNA from Rubroshorea leprosula, 1685 nucleotides. NCBI's taxonomy places the organism in Eukaryota, Viridiplantae, Streptophyta, Magnoliopsida, Malvales, Dipterocarpaceae. The record is from the annotation of a GenBank genome assembly.